CCCCUCUCCCUUUCUAAGGCACUCUCAGCUGCGGGCACACAGCAGCAAUCAUGGCCACCAGGUUCUUCAGCAGCUCGUCGAAGCCCUUUCUCAGCUGGAAGGCGUGCAGGUCUGCCGGCUUGGACGCCCACGAACGGCAAGCCUUCAUGUCGAGUCUGUUGCCGAUGCCCAGCACGAAGAUGCGCCCCUUGGGGCCGCUGUUGGACUUGCGGAAGGCGUGUGCGGCGUUGUAGGUCUGCCAUCGGCUGGUAGAAUCGCGAGUGCAGGCAAGGGAUAGGGAGGGGAGACAUGUGUGUGUGCGCUCGGUAUGUUCACUCGGGACACUAACCUCCAAACACGGCCGUCAGUAAGGAUGAAAAGGAUGGUCUCCGCGUCGGCACGGCCGCGGCGAGCCAUGUUCGUGGCCUACAGGGGUGAAAGGACACACACAAACACACACAUGACGGUAAUGUGGAUUGGUUCGGGGAAGAGAGUACCAUGUUGAUGGCGCGUGAGGUGCGUGUUCCUCCGCCGGUAAAUUUCAUGCCUUUGGCCGCGUCGAGGACGGUCUUCUUGACUGGCGACAGGUCCGCCACGAGCUUCGACGAGUGAUCGAACUUGAUCAGUCCUGCACCCACCAGAAAGAUAUUGGGGUGUGUUGUGUACCCUGCAGGCCUCGUGUUUGUGCUGGUGUCUGCGUGCGCACCGAUUUGCGCCUUGUCUAGCCCGAAGUCUGUUCUCUCGAUGAACUCCACCGUCCAGUUCUUGGCCGCAUUGAAGCCGCGAGCGCGCAUGCUGCCCGAAUUGUCCUGCAGCACACAACACACAACACACAGCACGAGGUCACUCUCUCUCUUUGUGUGUGGGAUGUAUUUAUGUCUGCUGGCCCACGCACAAUGGCAAAUAUGAUGUCUUUCUUGGAUGAGCAGAUGAUGGAGUCAGGGCAUGGCCCCUCGUUGCACGGCUUGGUCUCGAAGCGCUCCUUGUCGUAUGUGCCCCAGCAGAUGCCCGCCCCCCGGCUGUUCUCAAUGACCGGCUUGGUGCGGAUCUGCACACCCCCGUUGCAGGCACGGCAGCACGGGGACCAAUCGGUCCACUCACCCAACACACAAUCUGCAUAUGUACACCGAUGGGAGAAUGUGUGUUGGGGGAGAAGGGGCGCGGUGAGGGAGAGACGGACCUUUGUUGCAUGGUGGCCUUUGGCAAGGUUUGGUGUCCUGGUUUGUGGAAGGGCACUCCUCCCCGCCAUGCUGCGGCUGGAUCAACACAUCGCGGUAGCGAUACUGCAGUGCAUGCAUCCCAAACAGACACACACAUGACCACAUGCCCCCGCCCCUCCACGCCACGUAUGUGUGAUGUGAUGUGGUGUACCUUACCUGCACUCCCUGGUCGCAUGUGACGGGGCAGGUGCUCCACUCGCUCCAGUCACCCAUCUGAUUGAUUUGAUGGAUGGAUGGAUGGAUGGAAAGAGAGACACGGAGACAGACAGGCAGACAGACAGACAGACACCCAUGAAUGCAUUACAAUGCAUUGGGUCUCUGCGCAGCGUAUGUAAUGUGCAUAUAUACUUUGCAGUCGAUGGGGCAUGGGUGUCGGUUGCAGGGCAAGAUGGUCUUCAGCGCUGGGCAGGGCGCGCCUGAGCCAUCAAUACAUCCAUCCAUCCGCAACCAACACACAUGUCGUGCCUCUAUCUUCCCACUUACCGAGUACAGGCUCGUCGACGAUGGUCCUGGUGUGUUCCAUGGUGCCCUCGGUGCCGCACGAGUGGCUGCACUCGCCAGGCACCCACUCGCUCACCUACACACCACACCAGCCCGCGCAACACACCUCCCCUCAAUCAACGGAUGCAAGGCAAGGCGCCUGCCAUUCCGGCAUCCGCUGACCGUGCAGUCCUGGAUGUAGUCAGUGAAGGAAGACAUCUUCAUGAGCUCGAGGCGGAUCUUGCCGAUGCCGCAGAUGGUGGUCUCGCCCUGGUCGAUGGUCGCCUUGGACUCCUCCCUCUUCUGAUGCAGCUGCUGCUCCGUCUCAGCCAACGUGCGCUCCUUCAACUCCUUCUGGGACUCUGCAUGACCAGAUUCACCAUACAUACCACACCACCCAUACACGGGCAUGUGGCAUUUUUGUGUUGCGGGGGAUGGGUGGGCGCGGUGUUGUGUGGUGUGACCUACCGGCUCUUUGUUUGUCAGCGGUCUUUUCUGCGAGUUGAGCCGAGGCCUGCUCCAGCUCCAGCCUUGUCUGCUCGAGGUCACUGUUGUAGUCGGCGAUCACCUGGGUGCACCGGGCUGUGUUGGCCGCUAUCAGAUCCUCCACCUCAGUACUGACAACAGAGUUGCAAUACCCACAUGGACACAGCAGGGAGGGGAUGGGAUCGGUGUGUAUGGUCUGGUCUGGUGUGGUGGGUGUGGUAAUGGUUGCCUGCUACAUACAUGUCGUCUUGGACCUCGCCCACAAGGGUGCUCAUGGAAUCGACAAAGACCUCACACAUGGGGCUGGCACUGAUGGUGCACUUGUCAUCAGGCACCUGCACACGUCACACAGACAGACAGACAGACCGACAGAAUGAAUGUCUCUCACCGACUCAUGCUCUCACUCACCUCCUGGCUGGGCGGGAGGCCGGCCGGUGUGGUGUUGGGGCUGGGAACGUUCCGCCUCCCUCUCUUUCCUCCCAGCUGCGCCCUCAGCUGCUGCAACACCACCGUGUUGCCCAUGUCCAUGUCCAUGUCAUCACCAAACCCGCCGAAGUCUAUGGCACCGAUACCUCCAGCGCGCCUGCCCAUGUACUGGUACAGCGCCUCUAUGUGCAUCCCCUCCGCCUUCUCGACCGCAGCAUCCUCAAGCGAAGCGAACUCCCGCUCGGUGUCGUCCAGGAAAGGAGAGCUGCUCGCGCCAUGUCGUCGGUAUUCGGCCAGCUGCAGGAAGGAACGUGCCCUGGUGAGGAUGCGAGAACGGCGGUCCUGGUGUGCGUGGGCAUGGGUGAGGGAGGCGUGCACGUGCUGCUGCCGGUGAGCGGGGAGCUGCUUGAUGGUCGACCCGGCCGGGCCGCCAAGACGGAUGUACUUCUCGCCUGACUGGAGGAGGCACUCGAGGAAGAUCUGGGACUCGUUGGUGCCGGCCCUGCGGUCCUCUUCGCGCUCGUAUCUGACGCUGGUGAUGUCGGCGACCUGCACGAGCCCCGCUGCCUGCUUGGCGCCGCCACAUGACGACAUGUUAACCACCUUUUGGGCUGUUUCGAGAUCAACCUGACACACAGACAGAAUACACACACAAAGGGGAGGAGACACACACAUCAAUUUGUGUGUAGGGAAGGGCAGUGGGUGUUGGUGGGAAGGUACCUUGAGAGUGGCGAGAAUGGCUUCCUUGGCGGCGUGGUCGGUCUUGCACUGCUGCUCGUAUCCGUUCCUGCCUUCGGUGAGUGUGUUCAUGUCGUUCUCUUUGGUUUGGAUGACGUUGGUGUAGUGGAUGAUUUCACUCAUCAAGGUGCCGAUCUCCUCGUCAAGGUCGGCGAUCUCGAGCUUGAGUGUGUCGAUGGCCAUCCCCAUGGUCUCCUCGGCCUGCGCCAGCUCCAGCACCGUCAGAUCUAUCUCCUUCUGGGUCUCACUGCACAGACACAAAGAAAGAUACGCACUGCCCCGGAGAUCUGUGGUGUCUUGCCGCCGUACACGAGCAUUGUGUUGAGCGUGUUGACGGCUUUCAGAAAACCUGACAUCCACACACACACACACACACACACACACAGGAGUGAACAAUGCACCAGGAUUCCGUCCAUUCUGGCAGAUCUGUCAUCUACCGAUCCACCCACCUGCAUAUUUGCUGUCCUUGGUCCACACGGGCGGCGCAGGGAGCGGAUCUACCUUCCCGCCGAUGACGUGGGUCGCAUUCGCACUCGCCUGCAGCUUUUGCAGCAGCUCCAGCACCUCUGCUGGCAGGCCCAUAGGAUGGUGUUGAGAUACGUGCUCGACGGCCUCCGUAAGGUCCAUCAUCUCCCCCCGGGCCUUGAGCGCCAUCGCAUCGGACAGCCUGACUUUGGUGCUGGUGCGGGACCCAUUCGCUGACGAAAGGGAGGCGACGAGCGCAAAGCCGAAAAAGAGGAAGAGAUCCAUUCUGCCAGGCUGCCUUAGAG
Messenger RNA from Vitrella brassicaformis, 4099 nucleotides. NCBI's taxonomy places the organism in Eukaryota, Vitrellaceae. The record is from the annotation of a GenBank genome assembly.